CCGGGCCGGAAGUGGGCGGGGGGCGCGGUGUGACGUAUUUCCGGCGGGGAGCUGGCGGCUGCCGAGGAGGGGAGUCGUUGGCGCGGCGGCGCGGGAGCAGCCGGGGGAGAUUAAUCUUCAGCGAUGUCUUUCAUUUUCGAAUGGAUCUACAACGGCUUCAGCAGCGUGCUGCAGUUUCUAGGUUUGUACAAGAAGUCUGGAAAACUGGUGUUCCUAGGCUUGGAUAAUGCAGGCAAAACCACUCUGCUGCACAUGCUCAAAGACGACAGGCUGGGUCAGCAUGUCCCAACACUACAUCCCACAUCAGAGGAGCUGACGAUUGCUGGAAUGACUUUUACAACUUUUGAUCUGGGUGGACAUGAACAAGCUCGCCGGGUCUGGAAGAACUACCUGCCAGCCAUCAAUGGGAUUGUCUUCCUGGUGGACUGUGCAGAUCACUCACGUCUUAUGGAAUCCAAAGUUGAACUUAAUGCGCUAAUGACAGAUGAAACAAUAUCCAACGUGCCAAUCCUUAUCUUGGGUAACAAAAUCGACAGACCGGAGGCCAUCAGUGAGGAGAAGCUGCGGGAGAUCUUCGGGCUCUACGGACAGACCACGGGAAAGGGAAACGUGCCACUGAAAGACCUGAACGCACGCCCCAUGGAGGUGUUCAUGUGCAGCGUGCUGAAGAGGCAAGGCUACGGCGAGGGCUUCCGCUGGCUAUCGCAGUACAUUGACUGAUACUUGGACGGACACAAGAGUUUUAUUCCUCUGGACUGAUCCUGUUCACAGCUUCCUAUGGACUUUUCUAUUUAGAACACGGAAGGCUUUCCAACCGCAUACUGGCAUUGACCAAGAGACUCCUGGUUUUUGGCUGCCCUAUCGCACAGUGGUGACACAACUCUUUUCCACGUGACGGGGAGGCAGCACCGUUCUGCACGCGGGUGCGAGUCGUCCCCUUCAGUUCGGUUACAGCGGGGCUGGUGUGAUGUGGGAAGUCAAACUCUGCACGCUGCACUGUAACAGCUGAGAAAGAGAGCACGUCUCACCACUGUGGUUAAUUGACUUAAAGGAAGAAAAAGCAAUUAUAUUUUUUAAAGAAAGUGUUAAUGUAAACAGCGUCCCUUCUAACUUUUUAGUUUAACAUUCAUCUUGUUUAGUCCAGAGUCUGGUUAGGGUUUUUUAAAAAUAUAUUUAACGAUAUUUAGAUAUUUCACAAAUUACUGAACCAAGGUAUCACGAUAUUAGAAGUCCUCAAUAAACAUAGCAUUUGGGUUUAACCGAGCUGUAGGGUGGCUGUGCUGUGUCACGCCGACUGACGACAGCGAGGCUGCCGUUGGGGCUGACGUGUGCAAUCCGAGCUUCUUUAGUUUACAGGGAUAUGUUUUAGGUGGAGUGGAGCCCCUGCGAGCACACCUGGUUUAGUGUGUGCAGGCGGCCGCCGGCGCUCGCUGCUAGUGGGACACUGGGCUCGACCCCAGCGCGCUGCUGGCUCCCGCUGUGGCCGGGCCAGGCUCCAGGCUCAGCCCUCCCUGCCCAGGGCAUCGAACCCUCUCGCUGCGGCGUCACAGGAAGAACCUUGAAGCUGUUUUGGUGGUUGUAGCAUGGAAGUGUUUGACAUUUGCAUAUCAUGAGGUUAUUAAUGUAGACUAAAGCAGUUUCUUUUAUACUCAACAGAUUUUUUUGUCUGAAGUUUCAUUACUGUCUAGCACUCAUUUUCAGUUAAAUAAAGACGUCUUUCUCCUCCAAA
Molecule: messenger RNA, 1729 nt
Organism: Strigops habroptila (Kakapo)
Lineage: Eukaryota; Metazoa; Chordata; Aves; Psittaciformes; Psittacidae
Gene: SAR1A
Product: secretion associated Ras related GTPase 1A
Exons: 7
Coding region: 124-720 (198 amino acids)
Biological process (GO): membrane organization; vesicle organization; intracellular protein transport
Cellular component (GO): endoplasmic reticulum exit site; COPII vesicle coat
Molecular function (GO): GTP binding; GTPase activity
Source: RefSeq, a predicted model, not a curated record